Molecule: messenger RNA, 2967 nt
Organism: Meriones unguiculatus (Mongolian gerbil)
Lineage: Eukaryota; Metazoa; Chordata; Mammalia; Rodentia; Muridae
Gene: Gfod2
Product: Gfo/Idh/MocA-like oxidoreductase domain containing 2
Exons: 4
Coding region: 367-1524 (385 amino acids)
Biological process (GO): extracellular matrix organization
Cellular component (GO): extracellular matrix
Molecular function (GO): nucleotide binding
Source: RefSeq, a predicted model, not a curated record
CAGUCUCUGAUCAGCCAGCAACAAGCAAGAAAUGGAUACUGAGAUCCAGGGACAUGGCCUGUUUGAAUCACUCCCGUGUGCCUCAAGUCCUGGCAUGAUGCCUGAUUCCCUGUGAUUAAAAAUGGGACUCCAACAUCCUCACACAAAACAAGGAUGCAGCAAAACACCACUCGAGAAAUAAAAAACAAACAAAAACCAAUGAAGAUCUGAUAGAGCUGGCCGAAGAGUGCUCUUAUUAUCAGCUGAAGCUCUGUAACCCAGCACUAAAUUCAUCUGUGGGGGAGCCAUGUUUGAUCAGGACUACAGGAAGGUCAGCUCCAUUCUGGAGACCCUUGUAAGGAGGUGAGCAGUUGAGCAGAGGCCAGGAUGAAGUUGCUGCCAGGAGUGGGCGUGUUUGGGACUGGCAGCUCAGCCCGGGUCCUAGUCCCACUGCUGAGGGCAGAGGGUUUCACCGUGGAGGCCCUAUGGGGAAAGACGGAGGAGGAGGCAAAGCAGCUGGCCGAGGAGAUGAACAUCACCUUCUACACCAGCCGGACCGAUGAUGUCUUGCUGCAUCAAGAUGUAGACCUGGUGUGCAUCAACAUCCCCCCUCCGCUCACCCGGCAGAUAUCCGUGAAAGCUCUAGGAAUCGGGAAGAAUGUGGUAUGUGAGAAGGCAGCAACAUCAGUGGAUGCCUUUCGGAUGGUGACGGCAUCUCGCUACUACCCGCAGCUGAUGAGCCUGGUGGGGAACGUGCUGCGCUUUUUGCCUGCUUUUGUGCGCAUGAAACAACUGAUCGCAGAGCACUACGUGGGCGCAGUGAUGAUCUGCGAUGCCCGCAUCUACUCCGGGAGUCUUCUCAGCCCCAGCUAUGGCUGGAUAUGUGAUGAGCUCAUGGGUGGUGGGGGCCUGCACACCAUGGGUACCUACAUUGUGGACCUGUUGACCCACCUGACUGGCCGGAAAGCUGAGAAGGUGCACGGGCUGCUCAAGACCUUUGUGAGGCAGAACGCCACCAUCCGUGGCAUCCGGCAUGUCACCAGUGACGACUUCUGUUUUUUCCAGAUGCUCAUGGGUGGGGGGGUGUGCAGUACAGUGACACUCAACUUCAACAUGCCGGGUGCCUUCGUGCAUGAGGUCAUGGUGGUGGGCUCAGCAGGGCGCCUCGUUGCCCGGGGAGCUGACCUCUAUGGGCAGAAGAACUCUGCCGCACAGGAGGAGCUGCUGUUGAGAGACUCACUGGCCGUGGGGGCGGGGCUUCCGGAGCAGGGUCCCCAGGAUGUCCCACUGCUCUACUUGAAGGGUAUGGUCUAUAUGGUGCAGGCCUUGCGCCAGUCCUUCCAGGGGCAGGGGGAUCGCCGUACCUGGGACCGCACCCCUGUCUCAAUGGCUGCCUCAUUUGAGGACGGACUAUAUAUGCAGAGCGUGGUGGAUGCCAUCAAGAGAUCCAGCCGCUCUGGGGAGUGGGAGACUGUGGAGAUGCUGACGGAGGAGCCAGAUGCUAACCAGAACCUGUGUGAAGCACUUCAGCGGAACAACCUGUGAGCCACACAUGAGGUUCCUCCCACGGGCAGAGGAGCCAGGGAGGGAACUGGGAGCUAUGAUUGGCUAUAGCAGAGACAGUGUCUUUUGUUUAAUAAAUCAGCCUGGGCCAGGGCUAGGCACCAACUGAAGGUGGCCAAGGAAAAAGCCCAUCUGUCCAUCAUUGACUCCUCAGACUUGCAGGGCAGCAACCACUCCUGCUGCCAUAUUGUAGGCUAGGAGUGUGUGCAGGAGAGGGCUGUCACCGGCCCCUUGCGGUUCUCCCAGUGGGCAGGGGAGAUAUAAGAUAUAUCUUAUAUAUAUAUCUUAAGGUAUAAGAUCAGUCUGUGUGCUGUUCAGCCCGGUUUGUGAUCUGACAGGAUGAGAAAGCCCAAUAAAGACCAGCUUGGUUGAAUCCUAAGGGGAGAUGGCAAAAACCUUUCCUAUCUUGAACCAGGGCAUCUCAGGGCUGGUGAGGACAACAGGUCAUCCCUUAGGGAUCUUCACCCGCCCUCCCACGUGAACAGACCCUUUCAGGGCCCAGGCAGGCCUUCCUACAGAAAGGAUUUCUGUAUUACACAUACUCUAGGGAGGAGGCCCCUGACUUGGCAGAGAGGAGACAAAGGGGGACUGUAGAACAUCUGAGAAAUGUCAGUAAAUGGAAAAAAAAGUGACAUCAUGGUGUCUGUCGUUUGUUUGGGGUUGGUUUCUUUAAUAAUGGAGGGCUUGUUUAUUGCUGUAGAUUGGCUGUUACUCUCCUCAUGGCCUACACGGCAGCUCUGAGCUAAUGGUGUAGCUUAUGCCCGGCUCCCAGAAGUUCACCACAUAUCCUCAGCAGAGAGGGUUCCCUAUUAGGCUGCUGUGAAACCUGCUGUUCUAAGAAGACAGGAGGAGAGCCUGGGACCCCUAGGCUGGACAUCAUGAAAGCAUUUUGGGUUUUGUUGUUAUUUAUAUGUGUGUUGUGGGCAAGAGCACGUGAGUUCAGUGCCCAAAGAGGUCUGAAGAUGGCAUCAGAUUCCCUGGAGCAGGAAGUUCUGAGCUACCUGAGGUGGGUGCUGGGAACUGAACCUGGAUCCUCUGCCCAAGCGUUUUAACUGCUGAGUCAUCUGCAGCCCUAGGCUUCUGUCCUUGCAGACACGGUGUGGCUCCUCCUCAGGGGAGGAGCUUAAGGAGGAAGGGGCCCGUGCCACCCUUUGGAGCAGGUUUAGCUGGCAGUAUUUGCAUCAGCUGGCUAGCCAGCAGCCAUGCCUAACUGGCUGUGUACACAGGGACAGGCCCGAGGUGUGGGGUCCUGAAGGACGCAUCUGCCCCCUUUGUUUCCUUUGCCAAUCUACUGGAUUGUGAAGCUUCAGUGAACUUCAGUUUUCCUCCUCCUCAUCUUGGGCUCCCUGCCAAAAAGGCCAGGGGAGGCCUCCCUCUUCCUCUUGGCACCACUUGUAGAAAUAAAUCAUCAGGCCGUUUCCCUGU